Messenger RNA from Leptidea sinapis, 5421 nucleotides. RefSeq names its product HSPB1-associated protein 1 (gene HSPBAP1). Gene Ontology annotation, molecular function: 2-oxoglutarate-dependent dioxygenase activity. The record is from RefSeq and is a predicted model, not a curated record. The transcript has 11 exons. Bases 235 to 1449 code for a protein of 404 amino acids. Lineage: Eukaryota; Metazoa; Arthropoda; Insecta; Lepidoptera; Pieridae.
AUAUUUACAUUUUACUACAUAUUUAUUGUACAAACGUUGACUUUUUUAACAACUUCACAAUUAUAAUUAUUUUCAUAUCUAUCAUAUCAUUUAUUAGAUAUUCAAUAUUAUUUUAGAAAUAUCGCUUGUGAAUUACUAUUUGUGUACGUGUUUGGUUGUGUUUAUCACUUGGAAGUUGGAACCUUGGAACAUCUCUUGCUUUUUAGAGCGUAGUCCACGGUCCACAGCAAAGCGAUGGCAGAUUCCCAAAAAGAAAAUUUAAUUCGUAAUAUAACAAUGAAUGCCACAAUUCCAAUUGUUUUUCAUAAAUUUGUGAAUAAUUGGCCCAUGCGCCAUUGGGAUGUGGAAAAAUGGUGUUCUGUAUUUGGUGAAAGAGAAUUGCCGUUCCGUUGUUUAAAAAGAGAUUUCAGAUCUGAUGAACCUUGUUGGGAACGAAGAUGUAUUACUAAGAAAAUGAGUUUUAAAAAAUUUGUUGACAGUAUAGAAGCAAGUUCUGAAUGGAUGUAUUUUGAUUACAAGUAUGUUCAUCAGUGGUUUGAUGCAGACAGCGAAUUAUGUAAGGAAAUGUCUUGGAAACUAUUUGGAUAUGACAAAGGUGCUGUAGACACAACCAUUUGGGUUGGAACUGAUGGUUCACACACACCAGCACAUCAGGACACAUAUGGAUAUAACAUAUUUGCUCAAGUUCAUGGAAGGAAGAGAUGGAUUCUAUUCCCCCCUGACACUGCAGGGUUGAAACCAACAAGAGUGCCUUAUGAAGAAUCCAGUGUAUACAGUGAACUGAACUUCUAUUGUCCACAGAGUCUGGAUGUAUUUGCUGGAUUGACUGGGGGAAGAAUGGUGGAGCUGUCAGCAGGUGAUGCUCUCCUGGUCCCGCGAGGCUGGUGGCAUUACGUUCAGAAUAUUGAUGCGCUGAAUAUAUCACUUAACAUGUGGCUACCCCAUGAGAAGGAUCCUUCAGCACAUGUGUCGGAGGCUCUUAUUAAGAUAUUCAUUGGUCAAGUUUGUAAAGACCUGCCCAUUGAGACGGCCAGAAUGGUUGUUAAUCCUAACGAGUUUGACAUAGCUGAUACUCCGUUGGCGGUAUUGUUUCUACAAUUGGAGACAGUUGCCAAUACAUACAUAGACAAGAAACGCAGAGCUCUGCGGCUGAAGCGGCUGAAAACUCGAGAAGAACCCCAAGUGCCAGAUGAUGAGGAAUUUGAUCUGACUGCUGUUUUGGAAGAUCCUGAGAACAACAUACAAUAUGUGCCCAAUGUGACUAGUGAUGAUCUAGUUAAGGUGGUGAAGACUAACUUGACAAAGUAUGCUAAUGUUGACAGGUUGCCAGAUGAUGAUGAAGUGGAAGGUUCCAGUAGUCUCUGUCUCACAAAGGCUGUUAUUGAUGCGUUCUGCCAGGCCGAUGUUAUUGAACUUGUUAAACAAAACCUCUUAGCCAAACUCAGUUAGUUAGUUUUGAGCUACUCAAGAAUAUAUUAUAUCUGUAUGUCGAUCAUACAGGUUGUUGUAAUUUUUUAUUAGUGAAUAUUUUAUUAUAAAGAUGAGAUGUGUUCAUUAUAAUAAUUACUAUUACAACGAACCGUAAAUAGCAAAAAAAGUCAUGUUCAAUAUCACAUAUAUUUUUAACAAUAUGGUUGUUUGUCUUCUUUAAAGUAUAUAUCUUUUUUUUACGACAAUAAGGGUCGAGACGAGCAGGAUGUUCAGCUGAUGCUAAUUGAUACGCACUGCCCAUUACAAUGACGUUCUGCUCUCGAUUAUUGAAGACCCAAAAAUUCUGAGCGGCACUACAAUAUUGCGCUCGUCACCUUGAGACAUCAGAUUUUAAGUCUCAUUUGCCCAGUAAUUUCAGCCGCCCUUCGGACCGAAACAUAGUAAUGUUUACAAAUUACUGCUUCACGGCAGAAAUAGGCGCCGUUGUGGUACCCAUGAUUUGGCCGGCAUCCUGUGCAAAGGAGCCUCCCACUGGUAUCUCCACCCAUAUAUUAAUAUUACUAUAAUAUAUUUUUAUUAUUGAUAAGUACAAUUUAUUAGUAUUAUACAAGACUUUUUUACAUGAUAGAGAAAUAAUUUUGUACCUACGUUUUUUGUUUGAUUAUUCCUAUUGUUUUUUAUGCUUCCAUUUCUUAUGUUGCUCAGUAUAUCACAAAUAUCCUGCAGGAAACAGGUCGUGUGUCAUUACCAAACUAGUAUAACAGUAAACAGGUCGUGUGUCAUUACCAAACUAGUAUAACAGUAAACAGGUCGUGUGUCAUUACCAAACUAGUAUAACAGUAAACAGGUCGUGUGUCAUUACCAAACUAGUAUAACAGUAAACAGGUCGUGUGUCAUUACCAAACUAGUAUAACAGUAAACAGGUCGUGUGUCAUUACCAAACUAGUAUAACAGUAAACAGGUCGUGUGUCAUUACCAAACUAGUAUAACAGUAAACAGGUCGUGUGUCAUUACCAAACUAGUAUAACAGUAAACAGGUCGUGUGUCAUUACCAAACUAGUAUAACAGUAAACAGGUCGUGUGUCAUUACCAAACUAGUAUAACAGUAAACAGGUCGUGUGUCAUUACCAAACUAGUAUAACAGUAAACAGGUCGUGUGUCAUUACCAAACUAGUAUAACAGUAAACAGGUCGUGUGUCAUUACCAAACUAGUAUAACAGUAAACAGGUCGUGUGUCAUUACCAAACUAGUAUAACAGUAAACAGGUCGUGUGUCAUUACCAAACUAGUAUAACAGUAAACAGGUCGUGUGUCAUUACCAAACUAGUAUAACAGUAAACAGGUCGUGUGUCAUUACCAAACUAGUAUAACAGUAAACAGGUCGUGUGUCAUUACCAAACUAGUAUAACAGGAAACAGGUCGUGUGUCAUUACCAAACUAGUAUAACAGUAAACAGGUCGUGUGUCAUUACCAAACUAGUAUAACAGUAAACAGGUCGUGUGUCAUUACCAAACUAGUAUAACAGUAAACAGGUCGUGUGUCAUUACCAAACUAGUAUAACAGUAAACAGGUCGUGUGUCAUUACCAAACUAGUAUAACAGUAAACAGGUCGUGUGUCAUUACCAAACUAGUAUAACAGGAAACAGGUCGUGUGUCAUUACCAAACUAGUAUAACAGUAAACAGGUCGUGUGUCAUUACCAAACUAGUAUAACAGUAAACAGGUCGUGUGUCAUUACCAAACUAGUUAAAAGACUACAGAGAAGACUUAAUAAAUAGUAAUAAUUCAGUGUAUAAUUAUAAUUAUUAAAUUACAUUGUAUUUUGUGCAAGAUGUAAGACGUACACUUCAGUCUAGCGAAACUCUCUAAGAAAACAGCGAUUUGCUCGAUUGUAUGAAACAUGCAGUCAUUGAUAGAUUGACAGAUGACGGCUAUAAUCUUGUAAAAACGGAGAAGGCCGAAAUUCACUACGUUUUACGCAGUGAAAACUUGUUAAUGACAGCUCGUUUGCAAUAACCUGCAAGGCAAACCUUUGUAUCAUAAUGUACUAUUCUCCAACCAUGGAACAAAUAAAAAAAUAUUUGUUAUGCCGCGCAAGUAGCGUACCAAAAAAUUUUUAUACGUUUACCACGUAUGAGUGAUGUCAACAUUGCGCAGGUCCGGUGCCUUUAUAAAAGAAGUGAAGUACAAAGAGGAUGUAAAUACUACGUAAUAAGAGGCGGGACUGCCUAAGUAAAAAUUGAAAUUUAGUUUACAUUGACGAAGUAUAAUCCGGCUAAGUUUGAAAGCGAACAGUUGAUUAAAACGUAGUGGAUUUCGGCUACCUCCGUUUUUUACUAGACGUAAUCUCACAGUAAUUGUUCAUAGAAUAGUUUUUUUCUUAGAGUGUUUCCCUCGGCUGUAAGAAAGUAACGACCGCCUAAAAGAAAGAUGUCUAUGCGAAUUUUUAAUCUUCGAAUCCCAGAAAAAAAAAUAUGUGCGGCAGCACAUAGGUACGUUUUAUUAGCUAUUAUUGUAACACAAGACGGGUUACUUAAUUCAUAAUUAAAACCCACGAUGUUCAUAUAAAAUAUGGUACAUAUUACGUAUAUGUAAAGUUCAGGUGCUGCCCGUAUUUUAAAGAUUUGAAUAAAAAUAGAAUAUUGUGUUAACUCUGAAAGAGCGAUGAUAUCACAGCACGAAUCUAUCAUAAAUCACGUUUUUUGUUUAUCAUAACCAAGCUUGUUUAUGUAGGAACCCGUUACAUAAACCGCAUAAUGAUAUCUCGUAAACACAAGCGGGUUUAGGGUCUUAAGUGGCCGGCGCCGAGUUUGGGCGCCGAAAGAACUCAGCUGGUGGUUUCUGCGGGCGCGCAGGACGUGUUGGCAUAUCAUAGGUUAAACAAAGGAACCUUAUAGCAGUCUGUUAAUGACUGAAUUGAAAUGUGUUUAAGUUAAAAUGAAACUAGCAAUGAUCGAGUUAUUUUUCAACGUUUUUACAAUAUCCGUUCGCCAUAGUGGUGAACUAAUUAAUAAUUCUUAUAUUUUUUCUUGCUGGUUUAGUAUAGUGGAUUUUUGUUCUUUUUUAUAUGUAAGAACAUUAUUUCAGUUUAAUUUGAAAUAGUGAUUAAGUGGUUGUUAUACUUUUAAAGUAGUUCUAUAUUGAAUUUAUUAAAUUGUGAAGAUGUGAUAUUUUUUUGAUAAAUAAGGCGGCAAUUUAUAAGCCUAGUCAAUAGAGAAAUAAUCUAAAAUAGCGCUUCGCAAUUGUAAUUAUAAGUACGGUUAAUAAAAAUUUCAUGCUUAUUUUUGCCUACAUUUCGGCCUCUUCUAUUAAAGUAAACUUAGAUAAUAUAUACGCUUAGAUAGAGUCUCUUAAUGUUAGAAAACUGAUAAAAACAGACAAGGAUUAUUAGUUUAGUGUGCGUUACAAGCUACGUUAUACACUCGCGAUUUGUAUGACACUGUGUUAGUGUGCGUGAAUUGCUCAAAAUAGAGGUAAGUUCUAAACUCAAUUUUAUCGACGUUUUUACAGCUGACAUGGUCUUUCCUGACGUAUUAAUGGUUCAUUCAGUGCUGAUUAUUGCACGCAGUACUGCUGCGUGUCGAUCUCCUACUCUUAUUGAGACAUGCCACGUAGAUCAAAUCACUUGUGUUUUUGUAAAGGUACUCAAUACUCAUGUCACAACACGAUUUGGCUUUUUUUUACGACCUGUGUUGUAAAUGGCUGUAUGACAACAUUUUCAACAUUUUAUAGAAAGUUUUUGUGACAACCCUGGCCUAUUAUUACAUUGGCGACUACACGUAGAGACAGCGUUCAAAAGAGUUGACCCACUAUUUGUAUUUAGGCACGUGAGACGCUCACAUUUGGGAAAAAUGGGACAGAACGAUAAGCAAACUAUUUUAGAUUCUUCUUCAUACUGACUUGGCUUAUAUCUAAUAAACGAUUGUAUGGUUCGGAAGUGUUGCAAUAUGUGUAAUAAAAUAUUUAUUAUGCAAUAUAUGGUUUUAUUUUUA